This is a messenger RNA of Trichomonas vaginalis G3, 2298 nucleotides long. RefSeq lists its product as uncharacterized. The transcript has a single exon. Bases 1 to 2298 code for a protein of 765 amino acids. Lineage: Eukaryota; Parabasalia; Trichomonadida; Trichomonadidae. The record is from RefSeq and is a predicted model, not a curated record.
AUGCAGGAACUUCUUGAACUCCAGCGUACAGAACACUGGAGCACAGGAAGAACUGAAGCAAUCAGUACAAACAAGAUCACUGCAUUAGGUCUUGAGAUCCAAACAUAUGGUCACCACUCAAAUAUGCUUAGAUACAUUCUGAAAUCAUCCGAUUUUCUUACAAAACCAAAUGCAAUCGACUUGAUAGCAAAAGCUAUUAAGAAACCUGUUCGUGUCCAUACAAGAAUUUCACCCAACUCGGCACAAUUCCUUCAAUCAUGGACCUUGAACUGUUUGGCUGAUCCUGUUGAAUUUGCGAAAGCAGUAUCCACAUAUUUUACCGAAGAUCCGGCAAAUUCACGCGUGUUUUCAGGCGUAACUUUUCCAUCAAUGUAUCAUCAUUUUAUUACUAAUGAAUUAGCAUCAGUCGCAUGUGAUUUUCUAGAAACACUAUUUAAUGUAGCAGACAUUAAUCUGUUUUCUAUGUUCUUUGCUUCAUUCCUUUUGACGAAUCACGGUUUUAUUGGAAAUCUAUGGUCAAAAUACUCAGAUCUUGAAUUAGCAACAAAUCCAGUAGCAGAUUCAGAUUACAUGACAAUAUUUAUUUCAGCUCUAGAAUCAUCAGCAACAUUAUUAACCAAAUAUAAUCUGAAAAUUAUUGAUUUAUUCUACAAAAGACAGCCAGAAAAGAUGGCAGCUACACUUGUACAAGACGUUCUUAUCGCUUCUUUCCUUGAUUACUUCCAAUCUCACGAUCAAGAUAACGAUAACCAUCCAUUGAUUCAAAACCUCGUUUAUGCAGCUACCAAACCGACGUACUCAAGAUUCAAUCUUAUUUUGGGAGCUUUACAAACGCCAUAUCCUUGUUUCAUUUUACCUCACGAAAUAUUACAAUACGAAUCCAGAACACCAAUGGUUUUGGCAUCCCAUGAAUGUUUACUUCUUCAAAAGAUCAUUAUCAACAAUGAAAAAUUAAGAAAAUUCAAAGUUGUUCAAAGUUUACUGCUAAAAGAUAGUUUAAACAACGAUUUCGAACCAUUAUUCUUCGAAAUUGCCAUUUCCAAGCAUAUUAAUCUUAUCCAUGUAAAUAUUCCAAGAAUUAUUUUCCCGAAAUUGGAGAAAAAGAAGAAUCAAGGCAAGCAAGAGUACAAGAGGUACUGGAACAUGGUCAAACAAGAGCUUUUGAACCCUCUUGAGAUAUUUACAUCAACAGGAGAUACAAUACAAACGAAGAAUUUAAUUGAUAAAAUUAAAGUUCUCAAAGAUCCAGGUUUCCAAGAGUACGCGUGUUCAGAUAUCUUCGAUGUUAUCGUAGGUGCACAAGAUUACUUCGAAAUGAAUGUUGAACUGUUAGAUGCUUCAACAAAAAUCGAAAAACUCAACACGAAGUACGAAUCAUAUUUCAUGGACAGAAUGUCAGUUGUUUGGCACACAAUAUUCAGCAAUGAAGUACUUCUUGGCCCAGAUUUCGUCGUUUCUAGGCAGAAAAAGCGAAGAAAUUCAUUUGCCUCAUUCAAAAUCAAAGCAGAGGAACUUCCCCAACCGCCAGUCCUCAGAAAAGCUGUUGAAUGUCCUCUUCGAAAACUACAGCCAAUCAUUGUUUCCAAUGAUGUUAAUGAGAAAGUAGUGAACCAAUCCUCAUCACUGAUUGUCAAAGUUGAAAUGAAUGUCGAAGGUGUCGACAUGAAUGAGAAGAUGCACAAACUUUUGACAAAAGUUGUUAUGCCAAGUGCUCGUUUAUGUAUCUACAUGAAGUGUUUUGAUGAUAACCUUGUUGAAAAGUCCGAAAAACUUAGCCAGAUCAUCACAAAAGUCAGCAAAACAAUCAAAACAGUUCAUUUCGAGAGCGAACUCGACGAACAUCCUAUCAAUUCUCUCAUGAUCAAGUUCCUUAACGAAUCGGCGUCAUCGAUGAUCAGCAAUGUCAUCAACUACUACAAACGACUUGAAAUCAUCAAACGAAUGAUGAAAGAAGUUUGCAAGAUGAAGAACGGCUCUGCAUCAUACGCUAUCACACGAAUUGCUAUAACAAUCGAGAGUUUUGUUGCUAAACUUAUUCCAAAGACAAAUCAUUACUUCUAUCCUAUCUGUUCUUCUAUUGCAGCUGCAGCAAUUGUUGAAUCCGAGAAUUACGACUUUGUUAAGAAAUACUUACUUACAGAGCGUCUUUGGACUAAUUAUCCAGACUUCCACAACUUGUGUGUUGGCGAUGGCCAGGACUACUUCUUCCUUCAGACAACUGUAUUCGAGAUACUUAACAUCUGCGGUAAGGAUGUCAUAGAGAAAGCUACAGAUUUCAUUAAAGAAAAAGUUGGAUGA